This is a messenger RNA of Cydia fagiglandana, 6375 nucleotides long. It is a transcript of the gene aPKC, whose product is annotated as atypical protein kinase C. Lineage: Eukaryota; Metazoa; Arthropoda; Insecta; Lepidoptera; Tortricidae. Gene Ontology annotation, cellular component: cytoplasm; nucleus. The record is from RefSeq and is a predicted model, not a curated record. Gene Ontology annotation, biological process: protein phosphorylation; establishment or maintenance of cell polarity. The coding region runs from base 216 to 2261 and encodes 681 amino acids. The transcript has 13 exons. Gene Ontology annotation, molecular function: protein serine/threonine kinase activity; ATP binding.
ACAUCAAUCGGGGGUGUCGCAGGACGCAGGCGCGGGCGGCUCGUCGGCCCAGUCCCGCACCGGCCGCGCCGCUGGCCGCACGUCGCGCGACACGGCCGCGACACGCGCCUCACCUACACAGACACAGCCACGUGUGCCCAACACAUUGCGAUCAACGGUCUUCCGAGUGUUUAUAAUAGUGAUUGUAUUAGUGCGGUGAACUGAACUAUAUAAAAAUGGCGUGGGGAUAUUGGUCGGCGUCGUCGGUGAUGCCCGAUCGCGGGCGCAGCCCACGCCGCGCUGGGACUUCCGCUUCACACGCUCAUCCUAACCCACCGACCGCGCGGGAAGUGCUCGAGACGCACGAUGAAAGCAUCAUCCACACGGCAUCUACGUCGCGGGAUAGUCGCGAGCACUCCGCGUCGCCGCAUUCUUCGUCGAACGGCGGACACUCGCACCACCAGCAUGAGGUGCGGCACGCGGUGCCGGCGAGCGCGCUGUUCGGAGAGAGCUACGAGAUGUCGCGGCGGCCAUCUUUGGAUCUCGGCUCGGUGCGGAGCGCGUUAGGUUCCUGUGGAGGUGGAGGCACGUUAAGCGCGGGAUCCACAUUGACGCGCGGUGGCACGCUCGCCGAUUAUCUACCGCCCGCGCCGUGCCCGCACCACCACCGCGUCUACGUCGACCACCACAAACACUACGAGCAACCCAUUCAGCCCGUGCACGUGGGAGUGGCGCACCAUUCCCACUCGCACGCCUCCAGCCGCCACCACACCGACGACGAGGACGACCUCGAGCCGGCCUAUGCUACAGUGUUUCCGAAUGUGCCGCCGGCACCGGGCAUGUCAUGCGCGGGAGAGGACCGCAGUAUAUACAGGCGCGGCGCGCGGCGGUGGCGGAAGCUCUACCGCGUCAACGGGCAUAUCUUCCAGGCCAAGAGAUUUAAUAGACGCGCCUUCUGUGCCUUCUGCCAGGACCGCAUCUGGGGCCUCGGCCGCCAGGGAUUCAAGUGCAUCCAGUGCAAGCUGCUGGUGCACAAGAAGUGCCACAAGCUCGUGCAGAAACCGUGCUCCAGCGAGCAUGUGGACCCUGUGGAGAUCAAGGAUGAUGCCAAUGGAGAGAGCACCCUGGGCCGUGCUUCGUCCGUCAGGUCUAGAGCAGACCCUGAGCCUCCGCUGCCGGACACGCCGCCCGCGCCGGCGCCGGCGCGCGAGGACUUGGAGCCGGGCUCGCAGCGCCAGUACUCGCUCGACGACUUCGAGCUGAUCCGAGUCAUCGGACGCGGCUCUUACGCUAAGGUGCUGAUGGUAGAACUGAAGCGGACGAAACGCGUGUACGCGAUGAAGGUGAUCAAGAAGGCGCUCGUUACGGACGACGAGGACAUCGACUGGGUGCAGACCGAGAAGCACGUGUUCGAGACUGCUUCCAACCACCCCUUCCUGGUGGGGCUGCACUCCUGCUUCCAGACUCCUAGUAGACUGUUCUUCGUCAUCGAGUUUGUGCGCGGAGGAGAUCUAAUGUUCCACAUGCAGCGGCAGCGGCGGCUGCCCGAGGAGCACGCGCGGUUCUACGCGGCGGAGAUCUCCCUCGCGCUGCACUUCCUGCACGAGCGCGGCGUCAUCUACCGCGACCUCAAGCUGGACAACGUGCUGCUGGACCACGAGGGACACAUCAAGCUCACCGACUACGGCAUGUGCAAGGAGGGCGUCCGCCCCGGCGACACGACGUCCACGUUCUGCGGGACGCCCAACUACAUCGCGCCGGAGAUCCUGCGCGGGGAGGAGUACGGCUUCAGCGUCGACUGGUGGGCCCUAGGGGUCCUCACCUACGAGAUGUUAGCUGGAAGGAGUCCCUUCGACAUCGCCCAAGCUGCGGACAACCCCGACCAGAACACUGAGGACUACCUCUUCCAGGUGAUCCUAGAGAAGACGAUCCGUAUCCCCCGCUCGCUGUCCGUGAAGGCCGCGUCGGUGCUGAAGGGGUUCCUCAACAAGAGCCCCGCGGAGCGGCUCGGCUGCGGCGAGAGCGGCUUCAUGGAUAUCGUACAGCAUCCCUUCUUCAAGAGCAUCGAGUGGGAAAUGCUGGAGCAGAAGCAGGUGGUGCCGCCGUUCAAGCCGCGGCUGGAGGGCGAGCGCGACCUCGCCAACUUCCCGCCCGAGUUCACCGACGAGCCCGUGCAUCUCACGCCCGACAACGACAACGUGAUCGCAGACAUCGACCAGUCCGAGUUCGAGGGCUUCGAGUACGUGAACCCGCUCCUCAUGUCGCUCGAGGACUGCGUGUGACACCACGCUUGCCUGCUGCACCCCUACCACGACCCCGCCAUGGCGUUCGGUUACGGCGAGUCGUCGUCGUCGGACUACGACUCGGUGUGCUCGUCGCUCCCGCCGCGCAAGCCCACGCUGCUGCAGCACAUGUUCUGUCUGCCGCUCAACUGACCCCGCCACGACUAACCGGUCACAACCACAACCGGUUACACGUACCAAUUAACCGGUUUCGAGUUUUGGUUGUAGCUUUUAAUUGCUGCAGCAUAUGUUCGGUAUGCCGCUCAACUGACUGCGCCACGACUAACCGGUCACAACCACAACCGGUUACACAUACCAAUUAACCGGUUUCGAGUUUUCGUUGUAGCUUUCCAUUGCUGCAGCGUAUGUUCUGUCUGCCGCUCAACUGACUCCGCCAUGACUACAAGCGUAACCGGUUACACAUACCAAUUAACCGGUUUUGGUUGUAUCUUUUCAUUCCUGCAGCAUAUGUUCGGUAUGCCGCUCAAGUGAAUCCGCCGCGACUAACCGGUUACAUAUACCGAUUAACCGGUUUGGAGUUUUCGUUGUAGUAUUUAUUUUAUUUAAAGUUUGUAAUUUGUAUUAGAGUCUGUCUACUAAAAUAACUUUGUAUCGCAUUGCACAGAAAUGACUGAUGACAUUUACCCCAGUUUAGUCUUGCAAAUGCUAUGCAGAGUUUAUCCGACUUCAAAAUCCUGGCAAUUUGCAUUUGCAAAAAGUGAUUGUUUUGUACUUAAAAUUAUGCAACAAAAUUAUUUUAACCGGUUGCAAGCCUCGAUGGAAAGUGAAUUUUGACGUAAAUCAUUGUUGAAUAACAAGUGAAAAUUAAAAUUUAUGUAUGAAUAUUUAGUACUAACUAAAGUGACAAUUGUUAUACCAAACAAAAAUUAUACAAUAGUCACAUUAAAGUGUGGCCAAGGCCUUGCUUGCUUUGCUUGCAAGGCCAAGUUAAAACUUCGAAUCGACUUUCUAAUUUCUAUGUAUUUUGAAGAAUAGGGGAACGUGUAGCGGACAAAGGCUUGCCUUGUUAUAUGAUACGGUUCGAAUGUAAGGUCAAUUGUAAAACAUGAUAAGCUACGUUUCUUCAAGUCUAAUGUUUAAACCACUGUUACAGACUGAAGUGAAAAAUAUAUAACUUAAACGAUUUCUGAAUUUAUCUAAAAUUAUAUAAAAAUGUAAAGCUUUAGAUUAGAUAUUACUUGUGUUCACUAUUAUUUGGUUACCUCAGAAUGUAAAAUAUGUUAAUGCGAUUCCGUGUACUGAAGAGCAUAAAUAGAAUGUGUUUACAUAAGCACUUAGCUCCAAAAACAAUAAUAAGUAUAAAUCUGUCUAAAUAAUCUAAAAUGUGUCUAAUUUUUGGAGCUAACUGUAUAUAUGUAAAUAUUAAACGUAGUAAACAGAUCUGAAUGUAUUCUUCUUCUCUUCGAAAGGAAUUGAUGGAAGUUGACACGGACACUGUUCUGGUGGUUGGUGCUCGAAGUCUACGUCUGUAACCGUAUAGGUAACCCUUCAGCAUUCAGGUAGCAGCGGAUGGCGUCACACAGUUUUCCUAUUAUAUUAUAAUAAAUCUUAGAUCACUUCGAAUUAAGCCCGAAGCCACUUCGGGCUGAAAAACGCUUCUUAUGUACAUAAAAUUAUCUCUAUGUAUACAAAACGUAUAACUAUAAAUAUUUUUGAAACUAUUCUAAUGUCUCUUCGCGAACACCGAGCUACAUCGCGGUGUCUACCAUCUAUAUAUAUAUGUUUAUUGAGCAAUAAUAUAUUGUAGUUAUAUAUCUAUAUGGGGACAGGUGAUAAUGCUCAAUGAAUGGCACGUAAGGAAUUAAAAGUACUUAGAUAAAAAUAUCGCCCUUUAAAUGCAGGCGCGUAUUUUAGCCCUUCUCCAAUAUUAGUGUUUUCCCUAGAAGUCUAGUUUAAGCUAGAGUCUUGCUACGAUUCUUUGCGAGGAGUCUCGCGUGGCGUGUACUGUGUUAGAACUGUAUAGAAAUCCUUAUAUCGGUAACACCUCUCAGAGAACAAUCGAAUGUAAACCUUGUCUAUAUGAGUGUAAGGACUGUAAUCGAUACCAGUAGUAGAGUGUACAUAAGUCACGCUUUAUUCCUAUUAUAUUGUAAAUUAAUGUAUCCAUUCCCUACCGUAGCUCCCGUUGUCGUUCAUAGCUAACACCACUCGUUUAGGUAGCCAACGAAUUUUAUAUAAUAUUAUAUAUGUAAUUAUAAAUAUUGAGCACUGAUACAAACUCGUGUACAUUGACAAAAUAAAAAUAUUAAAAAAUACAAUCGGUUAUAAAAAUAUUAUAACAAAUUAUUGUUAAAGUAGAAGGAAAGACUUAUUAUAUAAUGAUAUGGUUACUUAUAUGGUAAUUAUUGGGGCGUAUGCCGGUGUCCACGGACUAUUCUAAAUAACGUAGUAUCUAUUAGACAUUUUGCACCGAUAUUCUAGUGAUCACGCUCUUGGCUCGGCGACUAACUAAAAACUGUUUAGAAUGCCGGUCUCAUAACAUAUUUUAACUAACCCCUAACUAAACUCAAGUGUUACACCAAGAAACAUAUGGCAUAACCUACAAGAACAGAUAUUACUUGAUUUCUAUCGUGAAUCAAUCAAAAUGGUUAGCAAAAAUAUAUCGCUAUACAGUUUCGGAGGAAAUAUUAACUUAUAAAAUGAGCCAAAUAUUUUUCGGUGUAAUGAUAAGGUACCUUUUAAAUGUAGAGUAAAUUAUAUUUUGUCUGCAUUCCAUUUCUUCUAAGUGUUGCCACUGCCGCCCCGAAUGUUAAACUUCUAUGUUAUCGUUGGUAUAAAUGGAUUUUAUAACUGAAGUUUCAUUUCUUUGAUUAUUAUAAAAAUAUAUAUCAAGCUGCAUGAAUGUGGUACAAUUCCGUUAUUAGAAGUGUAAUUUAAACAGCUGUUAGACUGUCCUGCGCUAAGUCGCUUGAUGUUGGCUGACAAGUGUCGGCCAUAUUUUACGCGUGUUCGCUUAUUGGUAGGUACAUUUAUUCGUUGCUUUUCAUAUUUUACUAGGGUAUUCAAGCCUAUGAUUAUUAACCGGUUAAUUUUAAUAACCGGUAAUUUACCGGUUUGGAUUAUUUACAUUUUACCAUGUGUUGCGUGGCGGGCGCUUUGCGUUGUCGAACCCGCGCGGGGUUUUGUAUUAUUUUAAGUAUUUAAUUAUUAUUAAGCUGUAUUUUGGUACUAUUAACUCUAUAUUAAGCGUAAUUAGUUAACAUUCCAAUGUCUGACUUUAUAUUUGUUUGUGCGACAUGGUGACACGCAUGGAACAAGUUUCCAAUUGUCUUUUUAUACGGUUUAAUAGGUUCUAAUAAAAUGUUGAGAUUAUUGUAUACAGAUGUAGUGCAUAAUUGUUUUCCAUCGUAUUUUCUCGGAAAUAUUCGUAUUUUCGUAUGUGUCAUGCUACUUCAGUCAACCUCAGUACUUUUUGUACCGAGACUGACUGAAAUAGCAAGACACGUUCGUAUGUUUCCGUGAAAAUACGAUGGAAAAUAAUUGCACUACAUCUGUCUGUACCUUAUUAGAACUUUGUUGUAUAUUCCUUUAAUCAAUUAAGUUUGAAAUGUAUCUAAACUAAAUAUUCCUGUAUUAUACUAACCGCAUGACAAAUGACAUUUAAAUCACUGUUAAUUAUAAAAGGAAUUGUUCACUUUAUUGAUAUGUUAAAGUCGCCGUUUAGAACAAAUUAUGUAUCUUAGUUUUAAGUUUUAGUUGUAUCAAAGAGAAUUUGAAAUAGAGACUUACUGUCAAUGGUAAAUUAUGUAACUACAAUACAUUUACUGCCAUCUUUCGACAGACGAAUAUAUCUGUGAAAGAAUAAGGAUCAAAGUCAAAUGGCGUUCUAACACUUUUAAUUUUCUAUCGAAGGAUGGCAGAAAAUUUACUGUGGCUACAUAAUUUACUUUGACAAUCCGCCUCUAUACACUCUAUUCUCUUUGGUUGUACGUUGAUACAUCCGAUGUAUGGAGCUUUAUGUAGUAUGGUUUACAUAUUGGAUCGUGUACGAACACCGGGCGAGUGACGAGUCUCUGACGACUUAGACUGGAUACCUAACUUGGGUUACUGUACUAUUCUGUGCUUAAUUGAAAAUAAAGAAAGAUUAAUCUGA